CUUUAAUCAAUUUCUUAUAAAUUCACAUAAGUUGUCCAACUUCUUUGCUUCCUGAUCCCAGCAAAAAUACAUAACUAUACAGGUUUCUGAAAACUUUGAACACGAAACCAUGCAGCCCACUUCACAAGUCAAUCAACGAAUUGCAAGACUCGCAGCUCAUCUUAAUCCUCCUAAUCUCCAGACGGAGGAGACUUCCGGUUUGAUGAGGGAGAAUUGCAGGGCAAAAGGUGGGUCCCCAGGAUUCAAAGUGGGGAUAUUAGGCGCAGCUGGAGGAAUUGGACAACCUCUGGCAAUGUUAAUGAAGAUGAAUCCGUUGGUUUCAGUUCUUCAUCUUUAUGAUGUGGUCAACUCUCCCGGCGUUACUGCUGAUAUUAGCCACAUGGACACUGGCGCCGUUGUACGCGGAUUUUUGGGGCAACAACAAUUGGAGGAUGCCCUUACGGGCAUGGACCUUGUGAUUAUUCCAGCCGGUGUUCCUAGGAAACCUGGAAUGACUAGGGAUGAUUUGUUCAACAUUAAUGCCGGAAUUGUUAAGACACUUUGUGAAGGAAUCGCAAAAUGCUGCCCAAAAGCUAUUGUCAACUUGAUUAGUAAUCCUGUUAAUUCCACAGUUCCGAUUGCGGCCGAGGUUUUCAAGAAAGCUGGCACUUAUGAUCCAAACCGACUUUUGGGAGUCACAAUGCUUGAUGUUGUUAGAGCCAAUACUUUUGUGGCCGAAGUCUUGGGCCUUGAUCCUAGGGAAGUUGAUGUUCCAGUUGUUGGGGGUCAUGCAGGGGUUACUAUUUUACCUCUUCUGUCUCAGGUUAAACCACCAUGCUCUUUCACCCCUAAGGAAAUUGACUUCUUGACAGACCGUAUUCAGAAUGGUGGAACAGAAGUUGUUGAGGCAAAAGCAGGAACUGGUUCUGCCACACUAUCGAUGGCAUAUGCUGCUGUCAAAUUCGCUGAUGCAUGUCUACGGGGCUUGAGAGGGGAUGCCAAUAUUGUUGAAUGUGCAUACGUGGCUUCUCAGGUGACUGAACUUCCUUUCUUUGCAUCAAAAGUUCGGCUUGGCCGUUAUGGAGUUGAGGAAAUUUACCCACUUGGCCCCCUGAACGAGUAUGAGAGGGCUGGCUUGGAAAAGGCGAAGAAAGAGUUGGCAGGAAGUAUUCAGAAAGGUGUUACCUUCAUCAGGAAAUGAGGUGCCAAUUACACGCACUUGGAAAAAUCGUCAGGAAAUCACAGACUCGAACUUUAGUCCCCUUUCUUUCAUGAAACUUCUAUAAAUUGUAAUGCUCUGAGGCCUGAUGGUCCGAUGACAGUUUCCUUCAGUAAGUUCUUUUGACCCCACUUAGCCUUUGAGUCAAGCUAGAAACAAAGCGGAGCCCAUUAUCAAUAACAAGCCUAUCAGAAUGGGCCGAUUUGUUGUUUUUAGAUUCAUCGUUUUGACUUGUACGCCGCUUGUGAGAAGAAGUGUGUGGAAGGAAAGGAACCCAAAUUAAUAGCUCUUUGUUAUUCUCGGAAGAUGUGUAGUAGCCUACUUAAUACGUAAAGUAUAAAUGAUU
Messenger RNA from Pistacia vera, 1544 nucleotides. RefSeq names its product malate dehydrogenase, glyoxysomal. The coding region runs from base 110 to 1180 and encodes 356 amino acids. Gene Ontology annotation, cellular component: cytoplasm; chloroplast. Gene Ontology annotation, biological process: tricarboxylic acid cycle; malate metabolic process. Gene Ontology annotation, molecular function: L-malate dehydrogenase (NAD+) activity. The transcript has 10 exons. NCBI's taxonomy places the organism in Eukaryota, Viridiplantae, Streptophyta, Magnoliopsida, Sapindales, Anacardiaceae. The record is from RefSeq and is a predicted model, not a curated record.